Epinephelus moara (kelp grouper) is the source of this 6997-nucleotide messenger RNA. It is a transcript of the gene btbd3a, whose product is annotated as BTB (POZ) domain containing 3a. Lineage: Eukaryota; Metazoa; Chordata; Actinopteri; Perciformes; Serranidae. Gene Ontology annotation, biological process: dendrite morphogenesis; cerebral cortex development; neurogenesis. Gene Ontology annotation, cellular component: cytosol. Gene Ontology annotation, molecular function: protein binding. Bases 582 to 1994 code for a protein of 470 amino acids. The transcript is spliced from 5 exons. The record is from RefSeq and is a predicted model, not a curated record.
CAGAAAUAAUAGAGAGAAUUUUUUAUUUUAUUUUAUUUUAUUUUAUUUUAUUUUUGGGUUUGUUUCCAGCCCAUCUACUGCUCCACACUCCAGUCCAGUAGGUGGCAGUAAUGCAUCUGAAAACUGGUUUGCCAACCGCCAUUCGACCCAAAGAAGAAGAACAACAAUCCGUCAUUGUCACUUCCGGCCUCCAGGUGGCAGCGCGGCGCCUUUGAUGAGCUGCUCUGCUGUAAACAUUAGCAGAAGAAGCUAGCUAGCUACUGUAAACAAAGCUGAGCGUCCAGUUCUGUUAAACUUCUCAAAAACUGCUUCAUGUGAGGAGAAAAUAUGAAUAUUAUUACUUCUGAAUAACACUGAAGUAAGUGGAGACUGAGUUAUUCACCGAACAUUUUAACGCUGACCGAGAAAUUAACUCGAAAAACGAGCUUUUAGUUAGUCAGCUAACUAUCUAGCAUAAACAUGCUAAAGUUAGGGCUAAAAAGAAACCUCCGGGGUUUUGACGACUCUGCCGGUCCGACAGCAGCAGUUCAGUCCCGGCCCGGGAGCUGCCAUGAGCCGGCCUGCUGUGUGACUGGAAGAUAAUGGCUGCAGAGCUGUUUCCCACCAAGAAGCUGGUCCCCUCCGCCUCAGCGAGCAGCACCACCUCGUCCAUCCACCAGUACCAGCAGCAGAACCUGACCAACAACAACACCGCCACCGCCGCACAGGGCUGCUGCAACUGGCAGGGCCUGUACCCGACCAUCCGGGAGAGGAAUUCAGUCAUGUUCAACAAUGAGAUGAUGGCAGAUGUUCACUUUGUGGUCGGGCCGCCUGGCGGGACACAGCGAGUACCAGGACACAAGUACGUCCUGGCCGUCGGCAGCUCCGUGUUCCAUGCCAUGUUUUAUGGAGAACUGGCAGAGGAUCAGGACGAGAUCCGGAUCCCUGACGUGGAACCUCCUUCGUUCCUGGCCAUGUUGAAGUAUAUCUAUUGUGAUGAGAUCGACCUGUGUGCUGACACAGUGCUCGCCACCCUCUACGCCGCCAAAAAGUACAUCGUGCCUCACCUGGCCAGGGCCUGUGUCAACUUCCUGGAGACCAGCCUGAGCGCCAAGAAUGCCUGCGUGCUGCUGUCCCAGAGCUGCCUGUUCGAGGAGCCGGACCUGACGCAGCGCUGCUGGGAGGUGAUCGACGCUCAGGCUGAGCUCGCGCUACGCUCCGAAGGCUUUUGUGACAUCGAUGCCCAGACGCUGGAGAGCAUCCUGCGGCGGGAGACGCUCAACGCCAAAGAGAUGGUGGUGUUCGAGGCGGCGCUGAACUGGGCCGAGGCCGAGUGUCAACGACAAGACCUGAUGCCGACUAUUGAGAACAAGCGUCUGGUGCUGGGGAAGGCCAUCUACCUGAUCCGCAUCCCCACCAUGAUACUGGAGGACUUUGCCAACGGAGCAGCACAGUCCGGUGUUCUCACGCUCAACGAGACCAAUGACAUCUUCCUGUGGUACACCGCCGCCAAGAAGCCUGAACUGUUGUUCUGCACCAAACCUCGUAAAGGGCUGGCGCCACAGCGCUGCCACCGCUUCCAGUCCUGCGCCUACAGGAGCAACCAGUGGCGGUAUCGAGGCCGCUGUGACAGCAUCCAGUUCGCCGUGGACAAACGUGUCUUCAUUGCUGGCUUCGGCUUGUACGGCUCCAGCUGCGGUUCAGCCGAGUACAGCGCCAAGAUCGAGCUGAAACGCCAGGGCGUGCCGAUGGCUCAGAGGAUCAUCAAGUACUUCUCAGACGGCUCCAGCAGCACCUUCCCGGUGUCGUUUGACUACCCGGUGCAGAUCGAGCCUGAUACCUUCUACACCGCCAGCGUGGUGCUGGACGGCAACGAGCUCAGCUACUUCGGCCAGGAGGGCAUGACAGAGGUGCAGUGUGGUAAAGUGACCUUCCAGUUCCAGUGCUCCUCGGACAGCACCAACGGCACCGGAGUGCAGGGAGGCCAGAUCCCUGAACUGAUCUUCUACGCCUGAGAAGGACGCCGCUGCAGAGAUUCCUGCUUCACUGCCAUUUAGACUUUAACUUUAAAGUGUGGAGACGAAUUCUCAGGAAGCUGUUUGAGGAGGGACGGACUCCUGGAUUUACUGCUGAGCCUUUGAGACGCGACGAUUUGAAGAAGUCUGAAUCCUCACAUUCCUUCACACCUACGUUAUUGUUGUGUUUGUUUCAGAGUCGUUGAGUUGUGCUCAUCGCUGUCUCACUUUCUCUUCGUAAAGCAGGAAUUAUGAAUGAACCUGGGAGUCAUUGGUUACCAUUAGGGGUGAGAGAUAUAGGUGCAUAGUUUAUACUGUUUUAUAUUAUGAUAAAUAAUGAAACACUUCUUGUGGAAAAUGCAUUGGGAAACAGUUAAUGAAUGAAAUACCCACACAGGACUGUCGAUGAAUCAAAUACCUGAUAAAUCAAAGUACUUCAUCACAUUGGUGCAGAUAUUAGAUAAAAAUCCAAUAUUGGCAUAAAGCAGUGUUGAUAUCAGUCAUCGUUAUACAGCUUGUCCAUAAUGUCCCAACACACCCAGAGAUGUAAAAGGAAAGUUUAGGAAUGCAGGAUAAUGUCAGCACGUCAUCGAUAUCGACUGAUAUUGGCUUUAAAAUGACCUCAUCAGAAUCAGGCAACAUGCUUUUUCUUAUUUUGCACAAUGAAUGAAUAUCACGUACAUAAAAAGGUUUCUAUUUCAAGUCUCCAUCUGCCGGUGGGCCAUCAUGAUAAGAGUAUACAUGUAUGAUGUUAAUUCCACUACACAAGAGACUUGAUCACUAAAAUCAGGUGGGAAAAAAGUGGAUAUAUCGAUAUCGGUUAUCGGCCAAAUAAGUUGUUAAAUAUCGGAUAUUGGCAAAAAAUCCAGUAUCGUGCGUCCUGAGGAAAUUUACUGUAAUAACUGCAGUGAAAUCUCAGACGGUGUACGGAGAUAUACACUGAGAAUAUUUUGUUAUUUCCCCCACACGGACUUAUUGUAGGUCACAGAGGAACCAACACACACCUCCCAAACCUCAGCUAGGUGUGGUGUAAUCUCUCAAGACAGAUUCUGCAAUUUACAUUGUAGAAUCUGUCGGCAGCCCUGUGUGAAAGACAACUAGAGAGGAGGGGAGGGCGUGGCUUUGAGUUUGAACGAUGCUGCACUUUAGCCAAUCACAAUGGAGGGGGCGUGGCCGAGACGUGCAGGUGUCCCCAGGAAAUGUGUACCUACAAAAACAGCAAGCUCCGCGUCUCCAACCAAAACGCCGUCUCAUCAACGUGAAAAAAAAUAUUUUUUCCAGUGGAUGUCUUAGUUACAACAUGAUUGAGCUAACUGAAGUAGUUUCAUGUCGUAUCCUACAACGGGAGGCUUUUAGCAGAUGACGUCCUGAUGUUAGCUUUGCUGCUGCUGUUAGCUGUCCCUGUCAGCUGCAGUCUGAUGCUUUCUAGACAUCGUGAUUUCCCAUAACUGAAUUAAUACCACACAUAGCAACACAAAACUUCUUUGCUAGCUCAAUCAUGUUGUAACUAAGAUAUCCGCUGGAAAAAAUAUUUUAUUCACGAACCGUUUAUUGAGUUAUUACCUUAUUUUUAUACAGUCUAUGGUUAUUACAGACACCUCUAACGGCUAACGUUAACAGCUAACGGUUAGCCCAGCUAAUCUACGAUAUUAUUAUUGUUAUUAUUCACAAAACGUGCACACAGAAAUAAUAACGUUUGUUCAGUCAUUGUGUUUAUAGACUUAACAAACAUCAGAUUAGUCUACACGGUGAUAUAGUGACGUGAAAAAUGUGAUAUAUAGCUAAACUCUGCUGGUUUUCUACCUGAAGUAUUUGUAAACAACAUGGCGAUUCCCUGGGGGCACCGCCGGAAGUGAAGGGCGUGAGCGAUCGCCGAGGCCCCUGCACUUCCGUGAGUUGAAAACUCCGGGCUGUGCCUCCAGAGGUAAAGGAAGGAAAUUUUUUUUUUUUUUUUUUUUACCAAUGGAUUUCCAGAUUGGGUGUGGUGCAGCUCUGUGUGUUAAGAGAGCUGAUUGGUUAUGGAGGCGGUUCUUAAACGGACACAUUAAAGGGAUAGUUUGUAUUUUUUAAGCAGGGCUGUGUGAGGUACUUACCUAUAGUCAGGGUAUUACCUGCAGCAGGUGAUGGUCGACACUGUGCCUGUCAUGAUAAUAAUGUUACUGAUCUGUCAAGGUCAGAAAAAUAAUCAAGGUCACGUCCAUAUAUCCUGUGAUGCUGCCCAUUGUGUUUUAUUCAGGAUAUCUUAAUUUCCUUUCCACAUUCCAGCAUCUGAAUAUAACCAAGAAUUCUUUGGUCUUUGAAAGAGUGACGUGUUGUGCUGUUUUAUUGUCGUUACAUCAGCGGCAUAAAAUGCUCUUAAAAUAACAAUAAUAUAGUCUAUCACAAUUGUUUCUGGGACUAUAUGUCAUCCACCAAACAUAGUUACCAUGUAGGCCUAGUCAGUGCGCCCCCAGUUUGGAGAAGCAGGCAGGAAGUUACGUACUGCUGUGGAGGGGGGCAGCAGCGAAACAUAUCAUAGAUCAGUUUAAGUGUAUGCUGGAUUUAUUUUUAUUUAUAUUUUCAGCACUUUACGUUACUGUCAGACGGCCCUUCUGAUGUGGAACUGAAGCUGUUAUCUACCCUUCCUUCAAAUGCCUUAAUCAAAACAUUAAUUUUACCUCGCUGAACACAGGAGCUGCUGGUCUCACGCUGCCUCGAGUGGUUACAUCAGUGGUUCCCAACCGGUCCAGAUUUCUCCUUCGUCAUUUGUUGUAGGUCCACACAGUUUAAUACAUUCAGUGUCGUACUUGCAUUUGGCCACGUCAUGGAGCCGGUGUGUGUCUCUGUCUCGUAGCUAUGCGUUUAGUCUCUCACUCUUUAAGAUAAAAGCUGUGUGUACUCACUGUACUGGACUUUGGUGUGUUUAAGAGUUAGUGUGGAUUCACCAAAGUCACACAGUAACAAACAAACUCACCAAGGCAGUGGUUGACCAGCAGCUCCUGCGUUCAGCGAGGUAAAAUGACUAUUUCUGUCAGUAGUCUGGUGACUGAGCAGAGCAUAGAUAACAGUUUCAGGUCAGCAUCUAAAAGGACUGUCUGACGGUGAGGUAGAGAGGGGAAAAUAUUCCAAAUAUAGCAUUUACUUAUACUGAUACUGAUAUUUUUAUGUGGCUAAAAUACAUUUAGCUGCCGACCACGCCCACAGCAGGAUAUUGAUUAACUUCCUGUGUGCUUCUCCAAACUGGAGGAGAGCUGACAGACAUGCACUGUGGAUCAGUACCUCACACAGCCCCACCAUGCCAAACUUCUCCUUUAAACACUACGUCCAAAUUCUUGACACACAGAAAACAGUCAUGCAAAUGUGUCUGAAUCACACCUGUGCAAUUUACAUUAAGUUUCUUCUUUCUGACAUAUGUAACUUAUUUUUUCUUAACAAGCAAUCUAAAACCAAAAUAUUCUCAAAUUGCUGUCGACUGAUUUAAUUGAUUUUAGUAUUUGAAGUAUUAAUCUGACAAAGACAAGCCUGUUGCAGAGCACAUUUUAUUACAACUAAACUCAGUGACUCUUAAAUGUGUGUCAAAGCUCCAGUGUGUCAGAUGUAGGUGGAUAUAUGGGCAGAAAUAUAAGUGUGUUUUCUUUAGUGUAUACUCACCUGAAAAUGAGAAUCGUUGUUUUUGUUACCUUAGAAUGAGGCGUUUAUAUCUACACAGGGAGCAGGUCCUCGUCUACAGAGAUCACCAUGUUGCACCGCCAUGUUUCUACAGUAGCCCAAAGCGGACAAACCAAACACUGGCUCUAGAUAGGGACAUUUGGGAUCUCCUGUCAGCCACCAUACUUACCAGCCCCUCCAUGACGAGCAGCAUCGGAAAAAAAACAACAAUUUUUUUUGACAUGAAGCUUCUUUAUUCAGUGUUUUAUAGCGGUUUAAAUCAGCUGGUCUGUUUUCUCGGAGAGGAAGAGACCUCUGUGGAUAAUUCAGCUCCUGGUGAAAACCUUCUCAACAAUAAACACAAUGGAAUUCUAAGCAGGAGAAGUUUCAGCUGGUUACAAUCUGCAAUCCUCACCGCUAGACGCUACUAAAUCCCCGUAAAUCGUACACACUGGUCCUUUAAUGUGCAACACGUACAAACAGAUGUAUAAUAAGUAAAAUACGAAACACACUGUUUCACGGUUCAUUCACGAGCUGCCGUCAUGUCCUCAGUAAAAACAAGUUUUCAGUUUCUCGCCUUAAAGAGUUCAGUUUUCAGAUGAAAGAACCACAGAGACAGUAAAAUGUUUAAAUGUUGCUUGGUCAGCUGAUAAUUUCCUCCCAUGAUGUUCAAACUUUGGUUUCAUUUUAAGGAAUGUUCCUGCUGUUACUGAAGAACUGAAGAACUUACAAACACGUGUGUGUUCUGACCUGUGUUGUUUUGGUAUUUAAAGCUGAAUAAUACAUUUUUAUAUUUGUUAUCUGACAGCUGAUCACACUCCUGUCUGUUUUUAUACACUACUUUAGACAAACCGUAACCUUCCUCUGGUGCUCUGUGCUGUCUUCUUCCUCUCUGGUGACAUGUGGUGACUUAAAGGGGCAUUUCAUCCACAAUCCUCCUGAAACUCUACCUGCCCACCCCGCAGUCUGCCAGGCUGUCUGGAAGGAUUUUAACAGUAACUGUAACUUUUCUUGUGUUGCAUUUUAGCAUUUCUCAGACAUCACUGCGACAGAUAGUCAGCAACUCCUGUGCUUUUAUUUUUAAAAACUUGACAUCAUGUUCGUGCUACAUCCUGAUUUAGUGUUGCUUUAAUGUUGCAGUCGUGUGUAAAUACUCCCAUGGUCGUGUCCUGACGCACUUCUUCUUCUUCUCCUCCUCCGUCUACUCUCUUUGAAAAUGGAGGAGAACAAAAAAAUGUUUUAUAUGAUUCUAUAUUGAAGAAACAUAUUUUUGGAUGUCUUUGUUUCCUGUUACCUGAUUCCAACCAGAAUGUGCAGUGAGUCGGUGGCCUUAUGAAUGUGUUGUGACUAAUUUGGAAAUAAAAGGUUCAGUCGAU